AUGCCUCUGAACAUAAGGGGCCACGCCCGCUUCUACGGCUCCGCAGCCCUUGCGGUCGCCUUCUUCGCGGGCAUCCUGGUCACGCUCGGGUUCAAGGACGUCUACCCAGACCUGGAGAGGAGGUACAAGGCGUCCAAGAAGAAGUCGAACCAGCCUCGCGCGCGGCGCAACUCAAACGCAUCCAUCCUCACAUAUGACCCCCGCCGCGGCAGCAUCUUCUACGGCGACCCCGUCCAGCUCGAGGACCACGACGAUGGCAACAACAACUUCACAGACUCCAUGGGCGCCGGGCUGCCCGUCAUCUCGGACGGCAUCGAGUCCACCAUCGGCCACACGCCGCUGAUCCGCCUCAAGGCCCUGUCGGCGCUGCUGGGGAGGACCGUCCUGGCAAAGGCCGAGUUCCUGAACGGCUGCGGCGGCUCGCCAAAGGACCGCGUCGCCCUCUCCAUGAUCCUGUCCGCCGAGCAGGCUGGCCUCCUGGUCCCGCACAGGGGCGACACCAUCUACGAGGGCACCGUGGGCUCGACCGGCAUCUCGCUCGCCACCCUGGCCCGCGCCCGCGGCUACCGCUGCCACAUCUGCAUGCCCGACGACCAGUCGCACGAGAAGAGCGACCUCCUGCGCCAGCUGGGCGCCACCGUCGAGCGCGUCACCGUCGCCCCCAUCACCAGCCCCGACCACUUUGUCAACCUGGCCCGCCGCCGCGCCGCCGAGCACGAGGCCAAAUCGCGCGACGGCAGCGUCGGCUUCUUCGCCGACCAGUUCGAGUCCGAGGCCAACUGGACCGCCCACCUGCGCAGCACGGGGCCCGAGAUCUUUGCCCAGACGGGCGGCGCCCUCGCCGCCUUCGUCGCCGGCGCCGGCACCGGCGGCACCAUCAGCGGCGUCGCGAGGUACCUCAAGGACGAGGCGGGGCUCGGCGACGCCGUCAAGGUCGUGCUUGCUGACCCCCAGGGCAGCGGGCUGUACAACAAGGUCAAGUACGGCGUCAUGUACUCGCCGACGGAGCGCGAGGGCACCCGCCGCCGGCAGCAGGUCGACACCAUCGUCGAGGGUGUCGGCGUCAACCGCAUCACCGAGAACUUCGAGGCGGGGAGGGAGCUCAUCGACGACGCCGUCAAGGUCACCGACGAGCAGGCCUGCAGGAUGGCGCGCUGGAUGGUCGAGAACGAGGGCAUCUUCGCGGGCAGCAGCAGCGCUGUCAACCUCGUCGGCGCGGUGACAACGGCCCUGACCCUGCCUGAGGGGAGCACGGUCGUCACCAUCCUGUGUGAUUCGGGACAGAGGCACCUGAGCAAGUUCUACAAGAAGGUCGCAGAGCUGGGACUGGACGAGGAGCACAGUUCUUCGGAUUUGCUUGCACAUCUGGGAUUGGAGCGUCGCGGUUGGUGA
Messenger RNA from Diaporthe batatas, 1392 nucleotides. RefSeq lists its product as uncharacterized. Gene Ontology annotation, molecular function: cysteine synthase activity. The transcript has a single exon. Gene Ontology annotation, cellular component: cytoplasm. The record is from RefSeq and is a predicted model, not a curated record. Bases 1 to 1392 code for a protein of 463 amino acids. NCBI's taxonomy places the organism in Eukaryota, Fungi, Ascomycota, Sordariomycetes, Diaporthales, Diaporthaceae.